Molecule: messenger RNA, 597 nt
Organism: Rhodotorula toruloides NP11
Lineage: Eukaryota; Fungi; Basidiomycota; Microbotryomycetes; Sporidiobolales; Sporidiobolaceae
Exons: 4
Coding region: 1-597 (198 amino acids)
Source: RefSeq, a predicted model, not a curated record
AUGACAACGCUUCCAGUGCUUCGCCGCGCCCCAAUGAACUACAGCGUGGCAUUCGUGUACCAUUGGAGCGUCCUGCAGAACCCUGUCCAGCCGACUCACGAAGCGAUUGGGCACUUGUCGGCGUGUUGGCGUCUGGCGGAGCGCAUUGCUGAGGGAGCGACGGGCGAGCCGAACGCGCAGCAAUACCGCGACGACUGCACCGACAUCCACGCUGCUCUCAAUGACUUGCUUGCGCAGCUUCAGGCGGAAGGCGGAGAGGCGGGAGGCGAAGGAACCCUUGCGACGUUGCUCACGCAGAUGCAGCAGAUCAGCGAGUCGCUCCAGCGCAUCGAGAACGAGCAGGCCAAGUUGGCAAACUAUAUUCGCGUUCGUCACCACCCGCAGGACGCCAAGCUCCUUCCCAUCCGCGAUUCGGUCAAUUUUGCUCUCCCUCCGCACACGCUUGACAGCCUCUGCGCUAUCCACGCCCUUCAGCUUGAUCAGCUCACCGCUUGCCUUGAGCACUACGGUCUCCCGCCUCCCGAGUCAAUUCUCAGUACUGAAUACCAGCUCGAGGAUGCAGCCAAAAGUCUCAUCGCCUACGUAACCGGUCUCUGA